This is a messenger RNA of Fulvia fulva, 552 nucleotides long. RefSeq lists its product as uncharacterized. The transcript has 4 exons. The record is from RefSeq and is a predicted model, not a curated record. The coding region runs from base 1 to 552 and encodes 183 amino acids. Lineage: Eukaryota; Fungi; Ascomycota; Dothideomycetes; Mycosphaerellales; Mycosphaerellaceae.
AUGCAGCUGCAGCACGAGAUGUUGUUUCUGAUCACCUGCUUGCUCCUGGCAGCUACCUCCCUUCUGCCAAAGGGCAAUGCCUGGUCGAUCGAUUUCUACACUGGCGACAAGUGCGGAUACAGCCCAGAGCCGUUCAACCGCACUACCUACCACGGACCUCACCAGAAGAAGGACGUGGGCAACUGCCUGGCAGCUGGGGACCCGCGAGAUGGCUAUGACUGUGACUUCUGGCACGAUGGCGGUGUACGCGACGACUGCACAGCUCCUAUGCAAACGGGUCGUGCCGGCCUCCCAGCGUCGUGGUUCUACCCUAUCGGCACCAUCUGUUGCGUGGGCUUCGAGACGCUCGACGAAUGCGAGUGGGACGAGUGCAAGUACCAGCCGAACCUCUGCAUCAAGGGGUCGUGGUACAAUCCGAAGUUCGAAAUCACCGAGGAGUGGCCAUUCGUGACAUUCUACUGUUACGAUGGCUGCCCAAUGGCCGAUUGCGAGGCGUUCAUGGAGGCCAACGACAUCGAUGCUGGUGAAGAUGGCAUGAAUGUGGGACCUUGA